Messenger RNA from Drosophila grimshawi, 1975 nucleotides. RefSeq names its product insulin gene enhancer protein isl-1 (gene tup). Gene Ontology annotation, molecular function: cis-regulatory region sequence-specific DNA binding; DNA-binding transcription factor activity, RNA polymerase II-specific. Gene Ontology annotation, biological process: positive regulation of transcription by RNA polymerase II; axonogenesis; neuron fate specification. NCBI's taxonomy places the organism in Eukaryota, Metazoa, Arthropoda, Insecta, Diptera, Drosophilidae. The transcript is spliced from 9 exons. The record is from RefSeq and is a predicted model, not a curated record. Gene Ontology annotation, cellular component: nucleus. Bases 264 to 1892 code for a protein of 542 amino acids.
AAAAAUAUCAAAUAAAAUAGAAAAUAGAAAAGCGAAAAAGUAUCUUAACUAAACUCAACACAAAAAGUGCCUUCGAGAGAGAAAAAACCCCAACAACAAAAAAAAAAAAAAAGUAAAGAAAAAACUCCCCGCCACCCAUCAACAUUUGCUGCUCAAUGUUGGAGAAUUUAGCUGGAGGAGUUUUGAGUUUUAGUUUUUGAUUUUGAAUUAAGACACACAAGUGUGUUUUUGGGUGGUUAAGCCGGGGUCUAUAAGCCAAAUAUAUGGUAAUGGCAGAGAUUGGUGGCCAUUUGGCUCACCAGCUACCAUUGCACAACCACAAUCACAAUCAAACUGGAUUACAGCCAUCGCUGGUGAUGAAUCAUCACCUGGAUUUGGAUUGUCACGGCCACGAUGUGAUAAAAAAACAACGUUUGUCGCAUUGCGUGGGCUGUGGCGGUCAGAUACACGAUCAGUAUAUAUUGCGCGUUGCACCCGAUCUGGAGUGGCAUGCGGCGUGCUUAAAGUGCCAGGAAUGCAGGCAAUUUCUGGACGAGAGCUGUACGUGUUUUGUGCGCGAUGGCAAAACCUAUUGCAAGCGUGAUUAUGUUAGGUUAUUUGGUACAAAAUGUGAUAAAUGCGGUAACUCCUUUAGCAAAAAUGAUUUUGUGAUGCGUGCAAAAACGAAAAUCUUUCACAUCGAGUGUUUUCGUUGCUCAGCGUGUGCCAGACAAUUGCUGCCAGGCGAUGAGUUCGCGUUGCGGGAUGCGGGCGCCCUGUAUUGCAAGGAGGAUCACGAUGUGCUGGAGAAAUCAUCGCAAAGUAGUCUAACAUCAUCAUCUGUGGAGAGCAACAACAACAUUAGCACUAGUAACAACAACAAUACAAAUCUUAGCAAUAAUAACCAUUCCAGCGAAUUGGGCUCAAUGUCAGACUCUGGCAGCGAAUCGGGCUCACAUAAAAGUAUUAGGGAAAAGCGUCCCUCGGGUCCAUCGGAUGGCAAGCCGACGCGAGUGCGAACCGUUUUAAAUGAGAAGCAGCUGCAUACGCUGAGAACCUGCUACAAUGCUAAUCCGCGACCUGAUGCGCUCAUGAAGGAGCAGCUGGUUGAGAUGACCAGCCUGUCGCCGCGCGUCAUCCGUGUCUGGUUCCAGAACAAGCGUUGCAAGGACAAAAAGAAGACCAUCCAAAUGAAACUGCAAAUGCAACAGGAGAAGGAGGGUCGCAAACUGGGCUAUGGUGCCAUGCAGGGCAUACCGAUGAUUGCCAGUUCGCCGGUGCGACACGAUUCGCCGCUGAAUCUGCAGGGUCUGGAUGUGCAGACAUAUCAACCGCCAUGGAAAGCCUUAAGCGAUUUUGCCCUGCACGCCGAUCUCGACAGCAAUGGGGCCAUCAAUACGCACACGCCCGCAUUUCAACAGUUGGUCAAUCAGAUGCAUGGUUAUGAUUUGAAUGGAAUGCCGGUGCUGCCACCGCAUCCGGCACAGGGGCCACAUCCCGGAGGAGGACCGCCUGGCCAGCAAAUGAAUGGUCCGCCCGGGGGCAGCAGCAUGGACUCCGGCAUAACGUCGCACCAUCAUCCGGAUAGCACCGACUCGUAUGUGACAUACCUGGAGAGCGAUGACAAAUCCAAGCUGGCGCUGACGCCAUCCUCCUCGUCAUCGGCAUCGGCAACCACAUCGAUCUCAUCGCCGCCGUCAUCAGCAAUGGGUGCAAGUGGUGCAAAUGGUGCGAGUGGUAUUGCAAGUGGUGCAAAUGGUGGUGGUGGUGGUGUGGGUCUUGUGGGCGUGGGCUUAGGCGUCGGCUUGGGCCUUGGCGUUGGCGGUGGCCUCAUCGCCGCCAAUCAGUCGGCGACGGAGCAACUAAUGCAAAUGCUACAGAAAGUUACCGGCUCGCCGGCAUCAGUCCUCUGAGCGCAAAUCCAACAUUCACUGGCCUCCAUUGGUGACGGUGACGAUGCGGAUGCGGAUGCUGAUGCGGAUGCUGAUGCAGUGCU